UCCACUCCUCAGCCACCCUCGACUCUUUCAACCAAUCACAUGUCGGCUUUAUACGGGAACUUUCGGUGCUAAAUUAAAGGGCCGUCUUGCCUCUCGUUAGUUGGAGUUUGUUCGUGGGGACAUCCCAACCACUUAUUUAAACCCACACAGCAUCAUAAUAACAUAAUGGACACCGCACGGGAAGACGAGUUGCUUGCGAUGGAGAAUAUAUUUGGACCGGAUGAAUUUCACCGAAGCGAAACUUCCUCGGGUGGAGUGAUGAAAGUGUGUCCGCAGCUUCCACAUGAUUUCAAACUAAUUGAAAAAGCAGGUGAAAUAAACCAAGAAUAUGAUGUAAAAUUCCUGCCGCCUCUGGUAGUGGACUUUGAGCUUCCUGCAACAUACCCAGAUCAUUCCUCGCCUGCUUUUACACUGAGUUGCCAGUGGCUCCGCCAUAAUCAGCUUUCAAAGAUAUGCAGGCAUCUAGAGGACAUUUGGCAGACUUCUGGAGGAGAGGCUGUGCUCUUCUCCUGGUUCCAGUUCCUAAGAGAGGACCUCCUGGGCUUCCUGUCCAUCCACUCUCCCUGGGAGAUUCCCUGCAUGGAGGAGCCUCAGGAUACAGACGGCAGAGACCCACGGGUCACUACUACUACCAGUAUCCCUGACACAGAUCUUCUGCAGUGGCUCCUAGACCACAAUCAAAAGAUGCAGCAGAGGGAGUUUGAAGGACAAAGUUUUGAGUGUGGGAUUUGCUUCUUCGCAAAGUAUGGUUUAGAGUGCCACAGAUUCACCGGCUGUGAGCACAUCUUCUGUAAGGACUGCAUCUCUAACAUUUUCAGGAUUGCCAUUGAAGAGGGAAGGGUGCUCCAGUUCAACUGUCCUGAUACUGACUGUGACUCUGUGGCCACUUCCUCAGAGGUUAAGGCACUGGUGGGUGAGGAGCUAUUCGGUCGGUAUGACCAGCUGCUGCUGCAGAAGACGCUGGACUGCAUGGCUGACGUGGUGUAUUGUCCUCGUGCCAACUGCAGCUCCCCGGUGGUCCUGGAGCCGGGGGAGUCCUGGGCUUUCUGUGCAUCCUGUGCGUUUGCCUUCUGUAAUAGAUGCCGUCAGGGGUACCAUGGGGUGAAUGUGUGUCCCAAGAACACCUCUUUAGGUGCCAAAGCACAGGAUAUAGGUACCCUGUCAGCCUCAAGCUCUGAAUACGCAUCACUGCCAAAGACUGUAGCGAGGAUGCGACAUCUGUGGGAAGACUAUGAAAACGGCACUAAACAGAGAAAGAAACUUCUGCUGGAGCGAUACGGGAGGAGUGUGUUCCUUGCCGGUAUAGAUGAUGCCCUGAGUGGUUACUGGAUAGAGACCAACACCCAAGAGUGUCCUAGAUGUAGCGUCAAAAUACAGAAAACAGGGGGCUGCAACAUAAUGCAGUGUGCACACUGUUCUGCUACCUUCUGCUGGGUUUGACGUGCGAUAAUAAAGCCCUUAGGUGACUAUUACAGGCACAGAAUUGGAACCUGUACUGAAGAGACCAAAUAGGGGAGGGUUAUGUCAGGGACAGGAAAUGGAGACACAGACUUCCACAUGAAGGCUGAAAUAUCAUCUCACUGACCAAGCAUUCAUUAUGCCAUGUUUUUAUUUUACUGGACCAUACAUCAACAAGGCAGCUUGUACAUUCCAUUUCACACUCUACAACAUAUGGAAAAUCAGGACUUACCUGACUCAAUAUGCUACCCAACUCCUGUUACAGACCAUAGUCAUCUUACGCCUUGACUACUGUAACGACCUCCUGACAGGUCUCCCAGCAGUGAACGACCUCCUGACAGGUCUCCCAACGGUGAAACCCCUUCUGAUGAUCCAGAACGCGGCGGCGAACCUGGUCUUCAACCAACCCAAAAGGGCACGUUACCCCGCUGCUCACCCAGCUACUGGCUACCUAUGGCCGCCCGCAUUAAAUUCAAGUCACUAACGCUUGCCUACAAAGUAGUCUCCGGUUCUGCUCCCACUUACUUGAAUGCCCUCAUACAGGCAUAUGCCACCUCCUGACCGUUGCACUCCUGAGACAAUUAGGACGUCUGGUUCUGUCACCCGUAUGCUCAAGGCAAUCCAAACUUUUCUCAUCUUUUGUCCCUAUUGGUGGAAUGCACUACCAGUUUCUACCAGAGCAGGGGCACCCUCUCUAUCUUCAAAAAACUCCUGAAGACCCAGCUCUUCAGAGAGAAUCUCCUCUCGUAGCACUACCUACAACUAGCCUGGACCUUGCUAAUUCUAGCACUUAUUAUCUGAUUAGAACUGACACUUGACUGUAUGGAAAUAAAUAGCACUCACUGAUGCA
Messenger RNA from Alosa sapidissima (American shad), 2308 nucleotides. Its product is annotated as E3 ubiquitin-protein ligase RNF14-like. The record is from RefSeq and is a predicted model, not a curated record. Gene Ontology annotation, biological process: protein polyubiquitination; ubiquitin-dependent protein catabolic process; positive regulation of proteasomal ubiquitin-dependent protein catabolic process. The transcript has 6 exons. Gene Ontology annotation, molecular function: ubiquitin conjugating enzyme binding; zinc ion binding; ubiquitin protein ligase activity. Lineage: Eukaryota; Metazoa; Chordata; Actinopteri; Clupeiformes; Clupeidae. Bases 166 to 1440 code for a protein of 424 amino acids. Gene Ontology annotation, cellular component: cytoplasm; ubiquitin ligase complex.